This is a messenger RNA of Guillardia theta CCMP2712, 695 nucleotides long. RefSeq lists its product as hypothetical. The coding region runs from base 62 to 643 and encodes 193 amino acids. Gene Ontology annotation, molecular function: protein binding. The record is from RefSeq and is a predicted model, not a curated record. NCBI's taxonomy places the organism in Eukaryota, Cryptophyceae, Pyrenomonadales, Geminigeraceae. The transcript has 9 exons.
CUCUGGGGCGGACGUUAACUUCGCAACGGAUCAUAACUCGGCUCUAAAUUUGGCCACCAGAAUGGGCAACUUCGAAAUCAUGGAAGUGUUGAUCAAACAUGGAGCCAACCUCUCAUUGGGAGUAUCCUCGACCACACCAUUACACACCGUCGUGCAGAAAGCUGACAGAAACAUGAUCGAUUUCCUCUUGUACUGCGGGGCUGAUGUCCGAGCUCGAGAACCAUCCAUAGGCGCUACACCGCUGCACAUUGCUGCUCAAGAGGACCACGUCUCCGUUAUCACGAAGCUGCUCCAAUGCGGAAGUAGGGUUGACGACCCAGAUGAUUGCGGACGUACAGCAUUGCAUUAUGCCGCCAUUUACGGGAAAGUUCGCGCCUGUCGUCGACUCAUCGAUCAUGCGGCCAACAUUUAUCUGAGGGACAACGAGGGAGACAAUGCUAUUCAAGUAGCACUCCAGUCGCCGAAGCGGCGGAGCGCUGGUUUCGCAGAGGUCAUCAGCACACUGAUGCAGGCCUGUGGAUCUCCAGCUAGCGUUGGUUUCACUAGCAUGAGCAUAGACGCAGAAAGACAACGAGAACUGGAUGCAGAGCAGAUCAUCGAGGAAUGCGACGACAACUUGGACACGGUGGAAGAGAAUGUGUAGCAGCCCUUGAUCAGGAGGAGAUGACUGGAUGCUGAGAAAUCUGUCGACGCUC